UCCGAGUAUUCGACCUUGGACGAUCUGCCGUUGUUGGUUAGCAAUGAGGUGUACUAUUUCUGCACCGAUCCCUCCACUGGCCAGCAUUUGGUGCGGCAGCAGUAUCGCUUAUCUCGGACCGGUCCAAUCACCGUCGAAACGGUUGGUCCUUGGGAUCCGGCGAAAGGUGUCGUUAUCGCAGCGCCACGUGCCGUGACGUACGUUAGGCGAAGGAAUUUCAACCAAUUCCAGCUCCGCGCUGCCAUGGUUCUUAUGCAUAACGAAUCGUUGAACCAUUUGAACGAUUAUAGCAACAAACAUCUGGAUGGAUUGUCACGUGUUUCCUAUCUGAUAACGAAAGCGGUUGGCUUUCACCUUAAUGCGUCCAUACAUUUCUACGUCGUUGAUACUUGGGGCUAUCGCAACACCACUGCAGGCCUCUUCACAGGUAUGAUCGGCGAACUGCAGGCUGACAGAGCCGAUAUCGGGGCAACCCCGCUGUUCUUCACACCAGAUCGGAUUCCGGUCAUCGAUUACAUUGCAAUGAUUGUCGCUACGAAGGCAAGCUUCUUGUUUCGGGCACCGAAACUCUCCUACACGGACAACGUCUUCGUUUUGCCAUUCGAACGGUACGUUUGGUACAGCACCAUAAGCUUCAUCGUCUUGUCUGCACUCUUGAUGGCGUUAGUGCUUCGCUGCGAACAACGAUACACCGGACGGCCAGAGCCACUGGCAGCCCAGGAUUCGUUCGGCCUGUCGGACACGGUGCUCAACUCAUUCGGAACCACCUGCCAGCAGGGAUCGUUCAUCGAGCCGAAAAGGGCUGCCUCACGGUGUUUACUCCUGAUCUGUCUGGUGCUGCUGAUGUUUCUGUACGCCAGCUACUCGGCCAACAUUGUCGCCAUGAUUCAGUCCCCCUCAACGAAGAUACAGACG
This is a messenger RNA of Anopheles bellator, 915 nucleotides long. Its product is annotated as glutamate receptor ionotropic, delta-2-like. Gene Ontology annotation, cellular component: membrane. The record is from RefSeq and is a predicted model, not a curated record. Gene Ontology annotation, molecular function: ligand-gated monoatomic ion channel activity. The annotation marks the transcript as partial. NCBI's taxonomy places the organism in Eukaryota, Metazoa, Arthropoda, Insecta, Diptera, Culicidae. The transcript has 2 exons.